This is a messenger RNA of Centruroides sculpturatus (bark scorpion), 2302 nucleotides long. RefSeq names its product vascular endothelial growth factor receptor 3-like. The record is from RefSeq and is a predicted model, not a curated record. The coding region runs from base 149 to 2128 and encodes 659 amino acids. NCBI's taxonomy places the organism in Eukaryota, Metazoa, Arthropoda, Arachnida, Scorpiones, Buthidae. The transcript is spliced from 13 exons.
GGGGUGACACCCAACCAUUUAUUUCCUUCCAAAUAGGAAGUUUAUGUGGGAUGUAUUUGCCCGUUCUGAACUAUAAUGUCGGUGUGGAUUCCGAAUUGGAAAUGCCUCGUAAUUUCGCUUCGUUAUUUUGAAUUAAGCGUACGAUUCGAUGUUUAAAAUGUACGAUUAUCGUAAACAUGCCGUCGGAUUAUUUUUUAUACUCGUUUUUAUACACGAAUUAUCGUCACGCGGCUUCGAUGAAGUCCUCGGGACAGAAAUUGAGAAAAAACAUCCCGAUAUUUUGGAUGUAAAAUCUCAAAUGGAUAUUAUUUCCGGCUCCAAUAUCUCUUUAAGCUGUAGGGGAAACGGAAAGUUAUAUUGGAUUUUUCCAGAUCAUUCUAUUUAUAACGAGAGAGCGAAUAUUCGAGAUUUCAAAAGGAACGACAGUUACCAAAGUGAUCUUGAAAUAAAAAAUGCCAACUACAACGAUACGGGAAUUUAUCAAUGUUGUUUCGCAUCCCGUUAUUUCGGAUUUUGCGAUAGUCGCUACAUUUUUGUUAACGAUGAGGAACACCGCCUUCUUCCCACCAGCGACUUAAUUAUCAUCUAUGGUCAAAGAAAAUCGUUUAUUCCUUGUAGACCGACAAUUUCCAGUAGAGAAGUGACUCUUUGGCGACAUGGCGAAUACGUGAAACUCAGUAGAAAUCUAGAUUUUGAUCCUACCAAAGGAUUUAUCUUAACAAAUGCCACUUCGUUCUUUUCUGAAUUCUUCCAAUGUAAAGUUCGAUAUAAAACGGAGCAAAGUUUAACGUUAAAGCUUUACUAUGUACAAGAGGAUAUCCGGCCGCCUUCGAUAAAUUUAAAUAGUACUGUAGACAUUCGUAAAGGUUCGAGUAUCGAAAUAAAAUGCAAUGGGGAGAAGAACGUGUAUUGGAACCUUCCUCGAAAUGCGUUACUUUUGGAGAAAUCCGGUGGAAAGAAAUUUCGAGAAGAUGCCAAAGAUGGCCGAGAAAUCUCGAUUAGAAUCGAAAAUGCUCAAGUAUCGGAUUCGGGACCUUACAUGUGCUGUUAUAGAGACUAUAACGAUGACUGCCACGUGAACAGCACCGCUUCGUACGUCUUUCUUCGUGUCAACGAUCGCGAGAAUCUCAUUAUUCCGGAAGUGGAAACCGUCAUAGUGGAAGAGUGGCGAUGUGCCUCUUACGUCAUUCAGUGUCUUCCGUCCUCCCCCGACGUCACGGUGCGCUUACAGUUUCGUCACAAUUCGUCAGAAGCCGCAUUUGACUGCCAAAACGACUUUUCUUACGUGGAAACGUUGGGUUUCGUUCCCCUCGACGAUAGAAAGGUUCGAAAGGUCUACCAAUCGGGAACGUUCGUCUGUCGAUACGUAUACGGAAAUGUGUCCCAAGAAGAAGAAAAGUCCAUCACGCCUUUAGAUCCGAGAUAUUCCUUACAAGUUUGGACUUCGAACUCGGAGCCUUACGAGAACGACCAAGUGGAAAUCGGAUGUCGAGCCUGUAAAUUCGCUUUCCGCAGCGUUCGAUGGAAGAAGAACAGAAAAAAUCCAGAAGCGAAAUCGUCCGACGAGAACACCCAAUUCGAACUGAAGAAAGUUUUGAAGUUUCAGUCGAUCCGUAAAGAAGAUGCGGGAACUUACGAGUGCGUGGGUAUUACUCAAGACAAUUUAGAGGAAAGAGAAAAGACCACGUUGAAAGUUAAAGCCGUAGAAAAACCUUCUUUCAUCGAAACCAACAUGAACGGAUCGGAAGUGACGUUGGACGUCGGAAACAGACUGGAAUUGGCGUGUGUAGCAAGGGGGGAACCACAACCGACCAUUACUUGGUAUAGGAACAACGAAACUCUAAACGAAACGGAUCUAGCGGUGGAUUUAGACGACGCCAAACUGACAGUGGCCCGAAUCGGUAGAAGUCAUUCCGGUACGUACCAGUGUCGAGCGGAAAAUAAGGAAGGAGCGGUUUCUGCCCAAUUGACUGUGAACGUAAAUCGAGUCGAAGGAAGGACGACCGAAGUUUCGAAGAAAUCGAUAACGCUUCCCUUGACCAUUAUCUGCGUGGUGCUCGUUGUUGGCAUACUUAUUUUAUUAUUCCUGAUCAUAAGAAACAGAUCGAGAAGAAGGUAUUUUAGAUGACCGGAAUCGUAACACAGACAAAUACUCAGCAAGAAAUCAUCUCUCGUCUUCGUUACCUUAAGAAAUACCAAGAAUAAUAUCCAAGUGAAAUCCUCUAAGUCAUUGUUGUAAUUAAUCGUGUUAUUUUAAAAUAAAUUUUUUGAAAUAAAACUAACGAAUCGUUCAGAAAUCUAA